AUGUUUUUGCCCCAGGAAGUCAUUGACACCAUCGUGUUCUCGCUCCUUGCCCCCGUGUACCAGUCGGAGAACGGGGCGGGUAGCACGCAAUGGAUUGACGGGCGUGUUUUCAAGACCAACACCUGCAGAGAUAAGCUUGACAUUGGCCAUCGUACGGCCUUCGACCGUGAGGCCGUCUGCAACAUACGCCUAGUAUCUCUUGCAUGGUACUGUAGCGCCACGAAACUUCUUGAGAGACACAUGUCAUGGCACCUAGACCUUGACUCGGACUAUUCGCUUGCCAAGAUAAGGCAGCUGUGCGUUGAUGAGGUGGGGGUUGGGAGACUGCUCCCAACCCGAAGUAUUGUCAGGAGACUGAAGGUAUUGCCGAUCAAGACGAGUAUAGCACCAAAUUCGAUGGCCUAUGAAAGGAUAGAAGGGCAGGCAACUGAGGAGGAGUUGUUGCAAUGGCCCAAGGAUAGCGCGGCAGCGUACCGACGUUUCGCGCGCUACUGCUAUUCCAAUGCUAACGGAGAAGAAGCUCGUCUAAGCUUACUCCGCCGCUUCUUGGAAAGUCUGAUCUACAUCGAAUCUUUGGACAUCGCCUUCCCAGAAGCCAACGUUCUUUGGGUUGAUCAGCGCGCAGAGUCAUACAUCAUGGAUAUAGUUCGAAGACUUUCGCGGGAAGUCCGGUAUGGAUUAGGGACAGAGGCGUUCGCUUGUUUGCAGGAUCUCCGCGUUUCUCUCCCGGGAACAUACGAUGUCAAAUUCUACCUUUCCGGAAUGAGCCAAGCCGCGCGGGACAGGCUCAAAAACCUGUUCAUAGGGAUCCAAGACGCUACGGGAGCUGCUGGAUGCCAUGAAUAUAUCCGGCAUCCUUGGACAAGGACGGAAGACUUGGACGGGACGGUUCUUGACUCCCGAGGGACAGUGUUGCAAAAUCCACCAAGCCGCCUGCAGCUGUAUAGAACGAAUAGGCAUUACCAAUACCAUGUGUGGGAAUUCAUUUCCUCCUGCCACAAUCUUACAUCCUUGGGCGUCAAGGCAACUCAUUACCUGGACCUGCGGAACCUCACACAGGAAAGCUAUUCUCGGCUUCAUGGUCUGAAGGAACUCUAUCUUUCUCGUGUUUACGUGGAUAUGAAAUCCAUAUUACGGCUGCUACUGCCCAAGGAAUGGGACAAGACGACACCGGCGAGCCUACAAAAUCUCACUCUCGCAGAUGUGAAGAUGCAUCCAGACGGCGGUACUUGGUGUCAAGUAAUGCAAUUCCUCUCGGAUCAUUGUGCCAAUCUCGACUAUUUGUCGCUGUCAAGGCUUUCCUACUUUUGUGAUCACCCGAGAGCCUGCCCUCGAGAUCAAAUGCAUCGGAAGCCUGCAGAAAUCAUCGCAACGCGGAAUGAGGAGGACAUUGAGUCGGCCCGCAGGAUUGUAGAACGGUUUCUACGGCGGGAGGGAGGCAUAUUAAACUACCCCGACGUUUAUUUGCAUAUGGCAGUUGAAUUGGGAUAUGACGAAUACAACUGUGAAUGGGGCAAAAUCUGA
Molecule: messenger RNA, 1524 nt
Organism: Clonostachys byssicola
Lineage: Eukaryota; Fungi; Ascomycota; Sordariomycetes; Hypocreales; Bionectriaceae
Source: the annotation of a GenBank genome assembly